AUGCAAGCUGCACCUCGCCUCGCCCGCAACGCCCUCCGACAAGCCCCGCGCGCCGCUCCAUCAUCACACCAGUCCUCGCCGACCGCCACCUUCUGCGUCGCUUCCACUCUCCCCCGGUCCAGCUUUGCAUCCUAUCCGACACCAGCAGCACACCUGUCCUUCCCUACAAGCCAUGUCCGCGGGUUCGCUUCGUCUGCCCGGAGCGAGGCGAAGGAGCCGCCCUCCAACCCGUUCGACGGUCCUCAGAUGCUCGAACACGCGCCGCUCUUCGAACGGAUCAAGGAGGUCCCUGAGGUCUUGGAUGCGAUCGAGAAGUUGGCUCGCUUGACACAUGAGAAGACGGGUGUCGAUCUCGCGGGAGGGCACAAGCCCAGCAUGUCGAUGAUGUUGCAGCUCGCACGCGACCCCGAACUCCGCGACGCCGCUCAACAUCUCAUGACGACGCUCCGAGCAGCAGGCGUCGAGUUCAACCCGGCAGAAGCGUUCAAGGCGCUCAGCAUGAUGGGCGGCGAAGGGUUCGACAGCUUGAAGGGCAAGGGUCUGGAUGCGUACCACGACAAGGUGCGCAAGGGCGAUGGCGAGGGAGAGGGCGAGGGCAAGGGGAAGAAGUAG
Molecule: messenger RNA, 612 nt
Organism: Rhodotorula toruloides NP11
Lineage: Eukaryota; Fungi; Basidiomycota; Microbotryomycetes; Sporidiobolales; Sporidiobolaceae
Exons: 3
Coding region: 1-612 (203 amino acids)
Source: RefSeq, a predicted model, not a curated record